Messenger RNA from Erigeron canadensis, 315 nucleotides. RefSeq lists its product as uncharacterized. The record is from RefSeq and is a predicted model, not a curated record. NCBI's taxonomy places the organism in Eukaryota, Viridiplantae, Streptophyta, Magnoliopsida, Asterales, Asteraceae. The transcript has a single exon. Bases 1 to 315 code for a protein of 104 amino acids.
AUGGUUCAAGAUAACCUGGGUGGAUCCGCCACUACAAAUCAAUCUGCAAAUGCUCAUAAUGGGAAUCUUAUGUUCGAAAGGGGCAGGUUGUAUUAUGAGUAUUCGGCUAGAAGGAAUGAAAGGCUGAAAAGGAAGAGAGGAGACUAUGAUGCUGAGAAAAAGAUUCCAUCCAAACAGUAUCUUGGGGUUAGAGUCGAGUCAGCAAAGAAAGGGACAAGGGAAGUCAGAAAAUGCGAGAUUGCAAGGAAGAUGGCGAUGCCGAUGGUGGAGAGAAGAGAGGUGGUGGCGCCAGCGACUACUAGAGGUUUUCGUUGA